AUGGACCCCGACCUCCUAGAUCGCAAGAUGGACGAUCUCCUCGCCGGCGUCACCACCCAAGCGGACCAAGCCUUCACCACCGAUGCUUCUUUUGAGGAGUUCGAGGCGUGGCUGGAUACCCUUGUUGUGGACGCCGAAACAGCAGUUCCCGACGCCAAAGCGUUGGACGAUGACGAAGAAAUGCGAGACGCGGAUUGGAUCCCGACUCCAGCUUCCGAUUCUGACGACGACUCGGUCACCAUCGUGGAGCCAUUCUCCAUGUUCUUCGAUCCAUGCGUCCUUCGGGAUUCUAGCUUGGAUGAAGACAUGAUCUCCAUGGACCUGAGUGGCAGCGGGUCCGACCCCGAGGUAGAGUUUAUAACUGCAGCUUUGGCUCAGUUGACUCUUACUUUGGAUGUCGGCAACGUCAUCAUCACGGACCAGCAACUAUCCCAGGAAGAUGUCGCAAUGGUGGACCUCCAAAGGCCAAUUCCCCCUGUCAUCGUCAUUGACAUGGCAGAGCCGGAGGAGUCAACUCCCCCCACCGACAACACGAUGGAGCUCAACGGGCCAAUCCCCCCCGUCAUCGAGAUGGCGGAACCCGAAGAGCCCGUCGACGACAUUGUUCCGGAUGCUGUUCCGGAUACUCUCCAGCAUGAGGCAUUGCCCCCGCAACUGCCGUACAUGGGAGACGAUGAUGAAGAUUGGAAUGAGCAGGGCGUCGUGUCUGACGGUUUGACGACACGCAGCAUGUCCCCAAGAGGCUCGGAGGGAGGUGAGCUACUCGUGGUAGCCUCGCCUGGACCUUCCCUCGAGGAUGAGAUGUGGGCCGCCUUUGAAGAAAGGGAUUUAAUGGCCGCCCUGCUCGGCAUGUCACCAGACCGAUUGUCACUUUCCUCGCGAUCGAGAUCGACUUCGCUUGACUCGGGCGACGUGCCCUUAUGGGCAUUUCCCCCUGACAUGGUGAACGCGUCUGACUCUGGUGCUGCCACCAAUCUUUCGUUGAACCAGCUGUUCGACAAUUCCCGGACAAUCGAAGGCAAUCCUACGACCGAAAGCGCCGCUGACGAACUUUCGGAAGAGGAUCCAGCCUCAAGAGAUUCUGUUUCUGGACCGGACUCAGUCACGGAGGCGCAAGAGCCAGCUCCAGAGGACCAUAACCAGGCGGGUAGUUCCGAGUCCCCCGAAGACGACACCACCCUGGCCUCUGGAGAAGUUGCUGAAGAGCAACUACCGACGACUGAGACCCCGGCUCCAGACAACGUACCGGCGAUUGCGAUAACCCCCGAGCCAAACCGAGUGGUUCAGGUUGAGGUCGCGCCUAUCAGGAUGGGAGGACUUAUUCUCCCUGGCGGAAAUCUUGUUCUGCCCGCGACUCCCGCCCCCAUGACCCCGUUGCCGCAGCAAGCCAAUAAUCCCGACCCAGAGGCUGUGAGGAAGCAGAAGGAAGAAAGCCUGGCAAGGGAUCUGCGCAACGUCAUGAGGAGGCGCCAACCUGCUUCCAUUUUUCACCCCAAGCGACCGCAGAAGUCUUCGGCUCUCAUUCGCUCACCAGACGCCGCGGAGAGAGAGAGUGUUCUCCGAUCUCCGCAGUCCUUCCAUGCCAUGUCUCGCGCUGGAAGUGACGCUGAUGGUGGAGUGGAUGCCGAAGAUGAAGGAGCGGCGAGGGUGAUGCUCGCUUCGCCUGCCGUUAUGAAGGCGAUUCGAGACAGUGAGGCUCGGCGAGGUUUUGUGCGUGAAGGCAACGCAGACGAAAGAUGA
This is a messenger RNA of Trichoderma harzianum CBS 226.95, 1740 nucleotides long. RefSeq lists its product as hypothetical. Lineage: Eukaryota; Fungi; Ascomycota; Sordariomycetes; Hypocreales; Hypocreaceae. Bases 1 to 1740 code for a protein of 579 amino acids. The transcript has a single exon. The record is from RefSeq and is a predicted model, not a curated record.